AUGGCUCUUCGUUUCGAUAACCGAGUAGCAAUUGUAACAGGAGCCGGAGGUGGACUUGGGCGAACCUACGCAUUGGAACUGGCCAAGAGAGGAUGCAAAGUUGUCGUGAACGACCUCGGUGGUGAUGCUCAUGGAACAUCCGCAUCAACCUCCAUGGCAGAUAAGGUUGUGUCCGAGAUUAAAGCUGCCGGUGGUCAGGCCGUAGCCAAUUAUGACAGCGUUGAGUUAGGCGAGAGAAUCGUGAAAACGGCUAUCGACACAUUUGGCAGAGUUGACCUCAUUUUCAAAGUACAUGUAAAAGGAGCGUAUUCUGUAACUAAAGCUGCAUGGCCUUACAUGAGAAAGCAAAAUUAUGGAAGAAUCAUUGUCACUGCAUCGAACGCCGGUAUUUAUGGGAAUUUCGGCCAGACGAAUUAUGCGGCUGCUAAAUCGGCUCUAGUUGGAUUUUCCAACUCUCUGGCUCAAGAAGGAGCGAAGUACAACAUCACGGCAAAUGCAGUGGUUCCCACGGCCGGUUCACGUCUAACUCAGACUGUACUGCCUGAGUCCCUUGUCGAGGCUCUCAAACCCGAGUAUAUUACACCACUGGUGGUUAACCUCUGUCACGAGUCCUUCACUGAAAGCGGCAAGAAUGAGAGUGGACAAAGCAAAACAACGUCUACUACAUCUGAAGGUUUUCCAUCUCACAUCAAAUGCUCGCCGCUAUUCCAAGAAAUGGAUGCUGGAGUCAAAGAGGAUCCUGCUUCUGUUAAGAACGUUAAGGCUAUUAUUCUCUACAUUCUGACGGACGGAAAGAAGGAAAUCGGCAAAUUCACCUUGGAUUUCAAAAGCUCAUCUCCUUCGGUCUACUAUGGCGACGUAAAGAACGGGGAGAAGGCCACGGUAACUGUGACUGUCUCCGACGAUGACUUCCUCGAGAUCGCCAACGGGAAGCUCAAUCCUCAGAAGGCAUUCAUGAGUGGUAAACUCAAAGUGAAAGGAAACGUGAUGCUCCUUCAAAAGCUGCAGGCAAUCCUCGACAAGAAGAGAAAGGCAAAGCUAUAA
Messenger RNA from Ostertagia ostertagi, 1044 nucleotides. Lineage: Eukaryota; Metazoa; Nematoda; Chromadorea; Rhabditida; Trichostrongylidae. The record is from the annotation of a GenBank genome assembly.